AUGAGCUACGAUCCUUUUCUCUCUUAUCGUGGAUCAAGGGACAUCUCCAUAGGGUCCCGAACCAAGACCCCCUAUUUCACCUCCUCUCCUCGUGUUACCCCAUCUGGAAAGAGGAUACUCAGGCUGAGCUCCUCUCCUCUACCCUCCUCUCUUCAAGAUGGCCCGCGGAUGGAUUUAACUCAAGUAAGCUCCAUGAAUUCGGAGCUGCUGGAGGUAAGGACCCAAGAGCGGGAACAGCUAGUGGGGUUGAAUGACCGCUUCGCCACCUAUAUCGAAAAGGUCAGGUUCCUGGAGCAGCAGAACAAGGCUCUCCUGUCUGAACUGGAGGUGCUGAGGGCACGACAGAGUAACCCGUCCCGUCUCCAGACCAUAUUCGAGGGGGAGGCCCGAAACCUGAGGGCCAUGAUUGAGUCAGAGAAUGGGGAGAAGAUGCGGAUGGAGGCGGACCGGGACUAUCUGCGCGAUGUGUAUGAACAGAUGAAGGAGAGGUUUGAAGAGGAGGCGCGGAGGAGACAGGGGGCAGAGGAGGAGCUGCAGAGGGCCAGAGAGGAGGCCACAAGGGCCCUGCUGUCCAACUGGGACGCCCAGGCCACAGUGGGGUCCCUGUGUGACGAGCUGCUGUUCCUGAAGAAGGUGUACACAGAGGAGCAGGCAGAGCUGCAGUCCCAGCUGCAAGUGGCUAGCAUCAGUGUGGAGGUAGAAGUGUCCCGACCUGACCUCUCCACCGCUCUACGGGACAUCAGGGGACAGUACGAGCGCCUGGCCCACAGGAACAUGCAGGCAGCAGAGGAAUGGUACAAGAACAAGUUUGCGAGUGUAGCGGAAAUGGCGAGUAAGAACAAUGAGGCUGUGCGGGCGAUCAGGGAGGAGACUAUGGAGUACCGGCGCUUGCUGCAGACGCGCUCAUCCGAAAUCGAAGGUCUGAGAAACGUCAUCGAGUCCCUUACCAAACAACUGCAAGAACUAGAGCACACGCAGGCCAAGGAGGUGGCACGGUACCAGAUGAGAAUAUGUCACCUGGAGAGUGACAUCACUGAGGCCAAACAGGAAAUGGCUCGAUACCUGAAAGAUUAUCAAGACCUGCUGAACGUGAAGAUGGCGCUGGACAUUGAAAUCGCAGCGUACAGGAAACUUCUGGAAGGGGAGGAGAUUCGCCUGGCUUAUCCACCUCUCCCUGUUCUCAACUAAACACAAAUCAUCUACCAUCAUGACCCCCCAUCCCCCUUUUCUCUCUCUUUCUCUCUUUCUCUCUACCCCUCUAUUUCUCUCUUUUCUUACAUUCUUACAACAUCAACAACUCAACACCAAGACACCUGCGCCCUUGAGCUAUAGCUACAAGAGGUCCAAUAGAAGUCCCCCUUCUUCUACACACAUUUGACACCAAGAAAGAAAUUGACCUACAAAGAGUGGAUGCCGCACUGCAUUAGUUACAAAACAGCUCUUUGGGACAGAGAUAUUGUUUUGACUGAGUUCCUAAAGUUAAAAUACCCAAGUAUCAAAAGUUAUUUAUCAAAAUCCUCACUGUGCAAACAUUUGACCAACUGUUUGUAAAGAAGGACAAAACUAUUUCUAACUUUUGAUGGUUGGACUUGGAGCUCAUCAAAUCGAUAAACAUUGUCCUGCGUUAUAGUUAUUAUUAAUGAUCAGUGAACCAGUAACCUUAAAAAUUUACUUUCAGAAACUUAAAUUUUAGUGAUGUUUUGGUUUUUCCUCCAUUGCAUUUACAACUGGUCUCUGGUUGAUAUUCCAUAUACUAAUACUGUAGAUUCAGACAUAUUAACCUGGUAUUCAAACUCAUAUUUUCUCUGAUAGUUCUUGUUUGUGUAAUUGCAAUGGAGGUCUUUUGUUACUGGUUUCUUCUUAUAAUGUCCUCUGUUUAAAUUAGUUGCUAAAACAAUGAAACAAUAACUGCAGGAGCUCCUUGUUGUUUGUUAAAUUAAUUCUUAACAUCUGUGAAACUAACACAAACUACUGUGUCAAUGUAAGAGCCAACAACAAGCUGAAUAAAUUUAAGUUACCUGCAAAACAG
Molecule: messenger RNA, 2029 nt
Organism: Boleophthalmus pectinirostris (great blue-spotted mudskipper)
Lineage: Eukaryota; Metazoa; Chordata; Actinopteri; Gobiiformes; Gobiidae
Gene: neff2
Exons: 5
Coding region: 1-1188 (395 amino acids)
Biological process (GO): neurofilament bundle assembly
Cellular component (GO): axon; cytoplasm; postsynaptic intermediate filament cytoskeleton
Molecular function (GO): structural constituent of postsynaptic intermediate filament cytoskeleton
Source: RefSeq, a predicted model, not a curated record